CUUCUUACCCCUAAGCAAUCGCUUAACCACACAUCAACUUCAUAUCUUUCAAUUUCCCUUCUCAUCCGAUCGUCGGCAGCUUGAAUGGCACACGGCAAUGACCAACCGUCCAUCUUUUGCUCACGCUCUUCCACUCUCCCUUGCUCACUAUCCACUACGCUCGGUGUAUAUAUAUGUGUACACGUUCUUGUAGCGGCUAGCUAACUUCACCAUAAUAUAAGACGCCUUUACCUACACACCAUCGAUACACAACAAGAUGCUGCCGCUGCGGGUGUUGCUCGUGGCGCUCGCGGCGGCUGCCACGGCGGCGGCGGCGACGGAGCAGCGGGCGACGUACAUAGUCCACAUGGCAAAGUCGGCGAUGCCGGCGGAGUACGCGGACCACGGCGAGUGGUACGGCGCCUCGCUGCGCUCGGUGUCCGCGGGCGGCGCGGCAAAGAUGCUGUACUCGUACGACACGGUCCUGCACGGCUUCUCGGCGCGGCUCACCGCGCAGGAGGCCAGCGACAUGGCGUCCAGGGACGGCGUCCUCGCCGUGAACCCGGAGACGCGGUACGAGCUCCACACCACGCGGACGCCCGAGUUCCUGGGCAUCGCCGGGGACGGCCAGGGGCUGUUCCCGCAGUCCAGGACGGCGGGCGACAUCGUCGUCGGGGUGCUCGACACCGGUGUCUGGCCCGAGAGCAAGAGCUACGACGACACGGGCCUCGGCGAGGUGCCGUCGUGGUGGAAGGGGCAGUGCAUGGCCGGUACGGCGUUCAACUCCUCCGCCUGCAACCGGAAGCUCGUCGGCGCCCGGUUCUUUAACAAGGGCUAUGAGGCAGCGAUGGGACCCAUGGACACCGACAGGGAGUCGCGCUCACCGCGUGACGAUGACGGUCACGGGACACACACAUCCUCCACGGCCGCUGGCGCCGCGGUGUCCGACGCGAGCCUGUUCGGGUUCGCGUCCGGCACGGCGCGCGGCAUGGCUCCCAAGGCGCGCGUGGCGGUGUACAAGGUGUGCUGGCUCGGCGGCUGCUUUAGCUCGGACAUCCUUGCAGGUAUGGACGCCGCCGUCGCUGAUGGCUGCGGCGUGCUGUCCCUGUCGCUCGGAGGCGGCGCCUCCGACUACUCGCGCGACAGCGUCGCGAUCGGCGCGUUCGCCGCGAUGGAGCAGAACGUCCUGGUCUCCUGCUCGGCCGGCAACGCCGGGCCUGGAAGUUCCACGCUAUCUAACGUGGCGCCGUGGAUCACCACCGUGGGCGCCGGCACCCUCGACCGCGACUUCCCGGCGUACGUCGUGCUCGGCAACGGCAAGAACUACACGGGAGUCUCCCUCUACGCUGGAAAGGCCCUCCCCAGCACCCCGCUCCCAAUCAUCUACGCGGCCAACGCAUCCAACUCCAGCGCUGGCAAUCUCUGCAUGCCUGGGACCCUGACGCCGGGUAAGGUGGCCGGUAAGAUCGUCGUCUGCGACCGCGGUGUCAGCGCACGUGUCCAGAAGGGCUUCGUCGUGCGCGACGCAGGCGGCGCGGGAAUGGUGCUCUCCAACACUGCCGCCAACGGCGAGGAGCUCGUCGCCGACGCGCACCUCCUCCCCGCCGCCGGCGUGGGUGAGAGAGAAGGCACCGCAAUAAAGUCCUACGUCGUCUCCGACCCUAACCCAACGGCGACGAUCGUGGUCGCCGGGACGCAGCUGGACGUCCACCCCUCGCCGGUGGUGGCCGCGUUCUCAUCGCGCGGGCCGAACAUGGUGACGCCUGAAAUUCUCAAGCCGGACAUCAUCGCGCCGGGCGUCAACAUCCUGGCGGCAUGGACCGGCAAGGCCGGGCCGACGGGGCUCGCCGCCGACACCCGCCGGGUGGGCUUCAACAUCAUCUCGGGCACGUCCAUGUCGUGCCCGCACGUGAGCGGCCUGGCGGCGCUGCUCCGGAGCGCGCACCCGGAGUGGAGCCCCGCAGCCGUGCGCUCAGCUCUCAUGACCACCGCCUACGCCACGUACUCCGGCGGGUCACCCCUCCUGGACGCGGCCACCGGUGCGACCGCCACGCCGUUCGACUACGGCGCCGGGCACGUGGACCCCGCGCGGGCUGUGGACCCGGGGCUCGUGUACGACCUCGGCACCCGAGACUACGUCGACUUCCUGUGCGCGCUCAAGUACACGAGCAACAUGAUCGCCGCGGUGGCGCGGAGCAGGGACUAUGGGUGCGCCGAGAACAAGACCUACUCCGUGGGCAAUCUCAACUACCCAUCCUUCUCCGUGGCCUACUCCACGGAGAACGGCGACGGCAGCGACUCCGCGGCGACCACCGUGACGCACACGCGCACGCUCACCAACGUGGGCGGGCCGGGCACGUACAAGGUGUCCACGACGGUCACCGAGAAGGGCGUGACCGUGGACGUGAAGCCCACCGAGCUCGCGUUCACGUCAGUCGGCGAGAAGAAGAGCUACACGGUGAGCUUCACGUCCAAGUCCCAGCCGUCCGGCACCACCGGGUUCGGCCGGCUCGUCUGGUCGGACGGCAAGUACAGCGUGGCGAGCCCGAUAGCCUUUACGUGGAUAUGAUGGAUACGGUUUUUGGCGCCUCAAUGGUGUAACCGUCCAAGUGAUGAUGGCCACACUAGUCUUGGGCUAGCUUGAAUCGGGGCUUGGUUGGACCAGAUUACGACGAUUCAGGGGCAGUUUCUUUCACUAUAACUGAUUGGAAGUUGAGGAGGCUAUCAGCAAUGUGCCCUCCAAAUGUUUCACAUUAAGUUUUUUUUUUUCCAUGGCAUUACCCGGACCAUGAUAUUGGGGAGAUGCUUGUCAUGUUCCCAUGAUGGUUUGUUUGUUACUGACAUAAAUAAUCACGCAAAAGAAAGAAGAAAAAUAGAAAACAUAAACUUCUUUUUCUUUGCGAGGGAACAGAGAACACUUCAUGUGACACAUCUAAUAAAUGCAAGUGUGGCAUAUUGGAUAUGUUUCCAAAA
Phragmites australis (common reed) is the source of this 2952-nucleotide messenger RNA. Its product is annotated as subtilisin-like protease SBT1.7. The transcript has a single exon. Gene Ontology annotation, molecular function: serine-type endopeptidase activity. Lineage: Eukaryota; Viridiplantae; Streptophyta; Magnoliopsida; Poales; Poaceae. Bases 257 to 2548 code for a protein of 763 amino acids. Gene Ontology annotation, biological process: proteolysis. The record is from RefSeq and is a predicted model, not a curated record.